AUGGCCGAGCCGUCGCACCUGACAGACCCUCUUUGGCCAGACGUCGACUCGAAGGCAGAGAAUGACUAUGUUGAAACUUCGCCGGGCUCUGGUGUUCUGCAGCAUUAUGCAAACGGGAGUUCGAAAGCUGUCGGGUUUCGGUGGUCGUGCCGCAUCCAACUAACGACCGAUCUGGAUGAGAAUUGGCUUGCUGGUGGCAUCGUUCAUUACGUUGUGCAUCCCACCGUCGCAGAUAUGACCAUCGCAGAGUUUCAAGCCGAGCUGCUCGCUCUAUUUAGCACCCAGUGCGGCGUUGGCAUGGGCAGUGACAGUGGGUUGAGUGGCUCUACGUCCGCACUCAGUAUUGGCGGUUCCAGCACCGUUAGUGGCAAGACAAUGGAUGCCAUGACGAUCGCAGCCGCGCCUAACUGCAUAAAACCAGUUUUGGCCGCUCUUCGAACGCACGUCAAUCAGUACGCCGACGUUGACCCGACUCGAGCUCUCGUCAGCAGCAUGGUUCACGACAACUUGGCUCUGCGCCAGUUUUCUCUCGACGACGCCAUGCAGCAUGAAGAUCUUUGCUGGUAUCUCUACUGUGCUACUUUGCAAACAACUUUCUCACUGGGAGCACUGCAGUUUAGAGACCAGGUCAACGACUUCCUGGUUGGCGCUGAAGUCAAGACCGACAAGCCGAGUCAUCCUGCUUCUUCUGAGCCCACGAUGCGCACCUGAGCCGGUCCCGGAGGAGAACGGCCGUGAGUACAGUAUGUUGUGUUCCUGGGAUCCAUAGCCAAACACCCACAGCGCUUGCUCGAGUUGGUCUUGCACUGCCACCACACCAUUUGGCAAGUAUUGUUGGUGUCACUGCUGCUCAGCGACGCGGCGGCUGAGGCGAUGCAAGCGUUGUUGUCUGUCAUCGUUUCAGAGUUGGAUGCUUUUUCUCAGAUUUCAGAGUCGUGCUCGGUUUUCAUGUUCUCUUUCAAUGUAUUGGAAACAACAGCGCAUAGAUCUGAAUCCCUAACAUUGUCGUUCGAUAUACCCGACAGAAAGCGACGCAAGUCGCACAAAACAGAAAGACUGCCCGAGUUGAACUUCAACCUCCCAACCCUCGCGCAUUUGGCGGAUGACAGGAUGGUCCGUUGGCGAAAUUGUCAGGCUUCAGUAGUUGCCAAUCGUGGAAGCAAGCGGGUUUAUCUUGUUCUUGAUGUGCAAUGAACAAGCAAAAGAUAAAGGAACCAUCAGGAGGGCCGUUUCCAUUGAGUAUUGGUUUGAGGAACGUGGACGGAGCAUCAAUGGCUCUCAUUGGCAAGAACAAACAACCUACUCAAGCUCAGGCAGAAUGCCGUUGACGUUGCGUGCCUCUUCAAGCGCUUGAAUGCCAACUUGGCCAAUGCAGUUGUGUCCUAGACUGGCGUUCAAAGUGUUAGCAGGUUGACAACGUAGCAAGUUCUGAAUGAUGCUGGUUCAAUGUCCCAGACGAGCAAGGCACCCAAGCACUUACGUCAGUUCAGUCCGCGUCUUGUUCACUUUGAGUGUCUCAGCAAUCGCCCGCGCUCCAGCAUCGCCAAUCUGAUUCUGGCUCAGACUGCCCGUCCCUUUCCAUCA
This is a messenger RNA of Capsaspora owczarzaki ATCC 30864, 1584 nucleotides long. RefSeq lists its product as hypothetical. The record is from RefSeq and is a predicted model, not a curated record. The transcript is spliced from 6 exons. Bases 1 to 711 code for a protein of 236 amino acids. Lineage: Eukaryota; Filasterea; Ministeriida; Capsasporidae.